CGGUGCUGCGGCGGCCGGAGCGGUUUGGGAGGUGCACGGGGUGAAGAUGGCGGCGGAGCGGCAGGACGCGCUGAGGGAGUUUGUGGCGGUGACGGGCGCCGAGGAGGACCGGGCUCGCUUCUUCCUCGAGUCGGCCGGCUGGGACCUGCAGAUUGCCCUAGCAAGCUUUUAUGAAGACGGAGGGGAUGAAGAUAUUGUGACCAUUUCACAGGCAACCCCCAGUUCAGUAUCCAGAGGCACAGCCCCCAGUGAUAAUAGGGUGACAUCCUUUAGAGACCUCAUUCAUGACCAAGAUGAGGAAGAAGAGGAAGAGGAAGGCCAGAGGAGCAGGUUUUAUGCUGGAGGCUCAGAGAGAAGUGGACAACAGAUUGUCGGCCCUCCCAGAAAGAAAAGUCCCAACGAGCUGGUGGAUGAUCUCUUUAAAGGUGCCAAGGAGCAUGGCGCCGUAGCUGUGGAGCGUGUGACCAAGAGCCCUGGAGAGACCAGUAAACCGAGACCAUUUGCAGGGGGUGGCUACCGCCUUGGGGCUGCACCAGAGGAAGAGUCUGCUUAUGUGGCAGGAGAAAGGAGGAGGCACUCCGCCCAAGAUGUUCAUGUAGUGUUGAAGCUCUGGAAAAGUGGAUUUAGCCUGGACAAUGGUGAACUCAGAAGCUACCAAGACCCAUCCAAUGCCCAGUUUCUGGAGUCUAUCCGCAGAGGGGAGGUGCCAGCAGAGCUGCGAAGGUUAGCUCAUGGUGGGCAGGUGAAUUUGGACAUGGAAGACCAUCGGGACGAGGACUUCGUGAAGCCCAAGGGAGCCUUCAAAGCCUUCACUGGCGAGGGUCAGAAACUGGGCAGCACUACCCCACAGGUGUUGAGUGCCAGCUCUCCAGCCCAACAGGCAGAAAAUGAAGCCAAAGCCAGUUCCUCCAUCUCAAUCAACGAGUCAGAGCCUACCACAAACAUCCAAAUACGGCUUGCCGAUGGUGGGAGGCUGGUACAGAAAUUUAACCACAGUCACAGGAUCAGCGACAUCAGGCUCUUCAUUGUGGAUGCCCGGCCAGCCAUGGCUGCCACCAGCUUUGUCCUCAUGACUACCUUCCCAAACAAAGAGCUGGCUGAUGAGAGCCAAACCCUGAAGGAAGCCAACCUGCUCAAUGCCGUCAUCGUGCAGCGGUUAACAUAACUGCCCAGCUGUGUCUCCUCCCUCCUGUGUCUCCCACAGCCGUUGAUCACGCCCUUUGUGGAUUCACCCCUUCCACCCCCAUACACACUCAUCAGUCCAGUGCCACGUCUCCCUCCGUAGCUCUGGGUUCUUAGAUCUCGGUUGGACAUUUGUUUUCUUCUUAGUUGCAUUUUCUGGGUUUUUGUGAUGAUCAGUGGACUUUAAAGGAAAAAUAAAUAAAAAACAACCAAAAAAAUUGAAGAAUUAUCACCAGCAUGCUGUAUGGAAAUUCUCCCAUUGAAGUAGACUUCGAUUGCUUUAAGAUCAUAUUUAUUUGGGGGGCUUAUGGGAGGAGCCUUCCUUCCAUCCUCUCUGCAUAGAAAUUGCUUGUGGCACACAACACCCAUCCACUAGUGUAUCUCUCCCACUGCCCCCAAAGAGACAGCAUAAAGGAUUUCCCCCUUUAUAGGGAAGGGAGGGACUUGUGGAAAAGAGGCUUCAUUGUCACUCCUCCCCAAAAGCACAGAUCUCUUGUCCUGAUAAAAUGGCAGCAGCAAGAGUGCUGUGGAGUUAAUACCAGGACCUAGAUGCACAUGACCCCUUCAAGUGAAAACACCUCACUGUGCUCCUCUCCCUCAGACCCCUGAGAAAUUCAUGCUCCCCAGGCUUCGGCCAGUUGAGAUUCUACACUCUGUCUGCCCCAGCCUUUUCCUCCCUCAGUAUCCAGGCUGGCUGCUCUCACCCUGGUGAUUCUCAGCUGCUCUGUCAUUGCUUCUUACUCCACAGGCACAGAUCCCUGAGUGUAACAAAGAGGUAGAUGAGAUGUUUUUUCAUGGGGAAACAGCUCACAUCAACCCAGAUGAGUUCAGAAUCAGGUUCUCAGCCAGAAAGAGACGAAGAGAAUGAAAAUGCCAUGGAGUUAUUCACUAGUGAUGUGUGGCAAAUCAGAUGUUGAGAGGAGUAGGUUUCCUGUACUACGAGCACACAAGCACCUUUUUCUGUUAGUAUUUGCAAAAGAGGCUUCACAUUUUGAGGGUGAGUGUACCAUUAGUGCAUGGCUAUAGGGUGCAGGUUCUGCUUUAGCUUUGUUCUUUGUCCUGCUGAGUUCUGACUGGUGGCAACUUCAACAGUAUUCCCAGUCUGGAAAAUACCCUCCAUCCCCAUAAGUUUGCUUCCUAUGCAAGUUUAGGAGAGGAGGGUCAUUGAGGUCUUGGAUAGAAUGCCCUUCCCACUUGCUUAGAAUCUCACACCUACAGUUAACACUGACUCAGAAUCUCAGUUUUGAAGCUUAAUGUGCCUCAAGUCUCUUUGCAAGCAGCUAUCACCAAUUACUUUCUCUUUUCUGCUUUAACAUCCUGCCAGUGAGCCAAGAACCAACACUACACCAGCCAGAGCUGAGAAGGGCUUGUGGUUUCAACCAAGACCUAUCCUGAGAAAGGGACUUGGCUUGGUGCUUCUGAUCCCAAAAGCAGGGCCUGCCACAGCCAUAUCACUCACAGUGUUUCCUCCAGCUGGUGGAAGUAACUGGAAACUAAAUGCAGAUCUGGAAAAACUCAACUAUUCUCAGCUUGACCAUUAAAAACCAAAAUGAGAACAAUGGAGUUUUGUACUUUCUAAUGAGUGUCGUGCAAGGAAAUUAAUAACAGCCAUCAGAAGCACUUCGUUUCUUCACAAGUCCCAUUUUGCAGUGCAAAACCUGAAGUCCAGGUCGUGGCUGGUAAGUGUGAGGGGCUGCUUGUCUGCUCCCAAAGCCUGUGCUCUAAACUGUAUGUGCACUUUCCCCUCACCACCCUUCUCAGGGUUUCUGCUUACAUUGAUUAGUACACACCAGAAGAGACCAUUAAAAAUAUCCACUUAAAUCUCAUCUAGAAGGGUUUACAAAAGGAUCGUCAUUGGAUUUCCAGCUCUCUGUGGGAAGUGUGCUGUGGCUGUAAUUGUUGCCCUGUUGGUGCAGUCACCACAGACCAGCCACAUAUCUGGCCCAAGGUCAGAGGGAUUGCCAGCCACUGAGACAGGGAGCAGACCAUUCUGAUUCCAGGUUGAGUAAGGACGUUUGCAACUCCAGGUGUCUGUUCCGGGUGGUCCAGAUGGAAAGGCCCAUCCACCCACAUAGGCUUUCACAGGUUUUAAAAAAAAAAAAAAAAAAAAAAA
Molecule: messenger RNA, 3295 nt
Organism: Choloepus didactylus (southern two-toed sloth)
Lineage: Eukaryota; Metazoa; Chordata; Mammalia; Pilosa; Megalonychidae
Gene: NSFL1C
Product: NSFL1 cofactor
Exons: 10
Coding region: 47-1165 (372 amino acids)
Biological process (GO): autophagosome assembly; nuclear membrane reassembly; membrane fusion
Cellular component (GO): cytosol; nucleus
Molecular function (GO): ubiquitin binding
Source: RefSeq, a predicted model, not a curated record